GAAAAUCGACCAUCUUUACUCUUGUCUCAUCAUUUUAUUCGAUAUUUUGGGGAUUUGUCUGGAGGUCAAGUUUUAAAAUACAAGAUGAGGAAACGCUUUCAACUUUCAGAAAAUGAUGACAAUGGUCUCCAGUUUUAUGAAUUUAAAAAUAUCGAAAAUAGCAACAAAUUCAUGAAGUUCUACAUCAAUCGUAUGAACGGUUUAGAAAUGUCCAGUUCUACUUAUAAUGAAGUUUUAGAAGAAGCUCGAAAUGUCUUUCAAUUAAAUAUUGAUUUA
Lottia gigantea (owl limpet) is the source of this 276-nucleotide messenger RNA. RefSeq lists its product as hypothetical. The annotation marks the transcript as partial. Gene Ontology annotation, molecular function: heme oxygenase (decyclizing) activity. Gene Ontology annotation, biological process: heme oxidation. NCBI's taxonomy places the organism in Eukaryota, Metazoa, Mollusca, Gastropoda, Lottiidae. The record is from RefSeq and is a predicted model, not a curated record. The transcript has a single exon.